This is a messenger RNA of Cryptomeria japonica (Japanese cedar), 2070 nucleotides long. RefSeq lists its product as uncharacterized. The record is from RefSeq and is a predicted model, not a curated record. NCBI's taxonomy places the organism in Eukaryota, Viridiplantae, Streptophyta, Pinopsida, Cupressales, Cupressaceae. The transcript has a single exon. Bases 277 to 1821 code for a protein of 514 amino acids.
GAGGAGGAAAAACUGCAUCACCCACCCCUAUCUCUUUCAACAAACUCUCGACAAGCCACGUCUUCUGCAAAAAACUUAUGAUUUUGCAGUGAAAGAUGUGUCUAUUCUGUUCUCACCGAUCUUUUUGCUUCAUUAAUGCUGACCUACUUCAUAUUCAUAUUCCUUGCAGUCCACGGAAUGAAGCUACUCGAACCCAAAAAAUGUAAUAUACAUAGACAGCAAUGGAGAUAGUUAGUUACGGAAAUUUGAAACACAUAGUAAAAAUAUACUGAUAAAAUGGGGUUUCCUGAUAUCUGGAAAUGGCUCUGCAGUCUCCCAAGGCUUGACAAAUGGGAGAGCUCUUUAAUCUCUCUGCAAUUAUGUGCUUCUCAAGACAAUAGGAGAAAUUUUCUGCUAAUUGCAGACAAGAUUUUGGCUCCUGGGGGCUCUGUCUGGUGUGUAACCUUCUCUUUUGCUCUGGGCGGUGAGUGGCCUUCUGAGUAUGGUGGUCGGGCUUUGUGGGUUUCGAACGCUUGCCCUCUUGGAAACGAAGAAUCAAUGGAAAAGAAGACUCUGCCUCUCAUAUCAUGUCUGGUGGAAGAGAUUCUGAAUCGUGCUCCAAGCAAGGGCCGCAGCACAUUGUUUUGUAAGGACACCAAUAUAUCUGAAAGUUCUCUUCUGUGUGUUGAUCCACAGUCCUGCAAAGAGCUCUGCAAUUUCUUGUUUCUCUGCAGAUUGUUCUGGCUGUGCGCCUGUGAAUCCCCAUUCCAAGUGGGUUCUCUGUAUUUUGACAUGGUGGGCUCUAGCCUAAACAGAAUUAUGCCUCCGAAAGAGACAUUAAAAUCCUUUCUGGUGUCCAUGGGAGCCGAUUUGGAGGAGAAUUUCAUGCGGUCACUGGGGUACAUGUAUACUAAAUUCAUCUGUUUGAAUCCAGAGCAGCAGAGGUUCGAUCCCUUGACCUAUUCAUGCUCCACCAGUGGAUACUGUGCAGUCAGAGGCUAUGCUCCUCUUCUUGCCAUGAAAAAUUCCCAAACCCAUCUGCAAUUUCAGCUACCCAGUACAGAGGAUGCAGUGCUUCAGUAUGUUCUGAGCCACCAGCAGAUGGAGGCAGUCAUUCAGCUCAAAUACAGGGCAGUGGUGUUGAAUGACUGUGUGGAAAUUGAAAUGAGUGUUGAUAAUGUGAGGUGCACUGUUACUCAAUUGGCAUUUGGUAAAACAGCUGCAGUUUCAGAGGAAGAGCAUUUUCCUUCCAAAAUAAGCCUGUGCCUUGCCCCACAUGAUGCUGCCCCAGUGCUAAUGGUGACCUUGAAUAAAUCCUCUGCAAACCCUGUUAAAAAGAUGACUUCCCAUAGAUUUUUACUUGGUACUGACUACCAUUCAAAGUUUCCUGUCUUUGUAAAAUCACGGUGUGUCAAUGAAACUAGUUAUAGUACUGAUUAUGUGAGUAGCUGGAAAUAUGAGCAGAGCAGUGAAGGAAAGCAGGGGAUCUUAGAGUGGGUUUUGUAUGAUAAUGAGAGGGGGAAGGAAGUUGCUUCAUGCAGGGAUUGCAAAGGAGGAGGAGGAGUGGAUUCGAAGAGGUGGUGGAGAGAGAGGUACAGGAAAGGCACAAGGCCUUUUACUGCAGAGGGGGGAGUUGUGUUUGCAAGUGAUGAGUAUGGACAGAGUGUUGUGUGGAGGUUGAACAAAUCUUGUUUGCAGGAGAAUUGCUUGAAAUGGAGUGUCAAGGGUUGCAUUUGGGUGAGUUACUGGCCAAAUACAUAUAACACUGAUUACUGUGAAACAAGGUAUGUGGAAAUAUGUGAGCAAGUUGAUCUUCUCAUUCCAAACUAUCAGACAGUGUGACUAAAACAAAAAGCUUUUCAUAAGACUGUUAGGUCUUAUUUUGUUAUAAAAGUAUGUUAAUAGACUAGUUUUACUGGAAACUCUUGUAAUUUGUUAUAUCGAUUAUGGAGCUUUACAAAGUAGUAACAAUUUUGUGAGAUGGUGUUGGAGGAUCAUUUUCUUUCACGAUUUUUUUUCUAUAUAUUUUAUCGUUGAUAUCAAUGUAAGUUUGAUUAGUUGUUGUGAUUCAAUUUAGAAAGCAAUUUAAUU